Molecule: messenger RNA, 636 nt
Organism: Funneliformis caledonium
Lineage: Eukaryota; Fungi; Glomeromycota; Glomeromycetes; Glomerales; Glomeraceae
Source: the annotation of a GenBank genome assembly
AUGUUAUCGAACCUCAUAUUGGAAAUGUUAAAGAAUGAGCCUUUAUUCAGGGCACAAUAUGUCUCUAGUAUUGCUCGGACUUUAGCUGCUUCUUUUGAUGGAGAGCUUUUUGACCUUCUUAUUGCUGCUGCUAUGGGAAAAAAGGGAGCAGUGAUAGAAAUGGAUUUUCCUAAAAGAUUUGACCCUCAAAAGGUAGACAUCUAUCUUAAGGUCGCUGAUAUUGUUUCUGAGAUAGAAAAGAUUCUUAGUGAAUAUUAUAUGGGGGUACCUAGAAAACAAGUCUUAGUGAUAGUAGACCCUAAACUCUUCUCUAGAGUUAUUAGAGGGCUGUUAGGAACCCAAAUUUUAAUGGAAAAGGCUUUAGAUUUCAUUCAAAACGAACAAAUUACCCCUACUGUUAUCUCGGGUAUUUCUAUUACUCGUCAUAUUGCUCUUGAUAAUGAAUUCCGUAAGACUUUUGGUUUUGAGGACUUCAAUACUUAUCAGGACCAUCUUAUCUUUAAGGCUGUUCGUUAUGGCUGCGAAAGGGUAGACCUAGAAAGUGGAGGUACUAUUACUGGUAUCUUAGCUGAGAAACCUUUUCCUGGCCAUUUAACAAAAACACAAGAAGAAGCUGUCAAAGAGGCUGUUGCUUGA